AUGCCGAAGCUAGCGAUGAAACUGCAGGAAGCCGUUAACAACAGGAAGGUGAUUUAUGGGCUGCGUGAUGCAUUUGAGAAGUACUGCGAUAGUUUCGAUGAGAGAUGUGAUUCUGGUGAAGUUGGUGUACGUUUGCAGAGUCUGGAGAAAUUGAAGAAGGAUUUCGAUAUAAUACAGAGGCAAAUCGAUCAAAUGGAUGCGGAAAACUUGGACGAACAUAUUGCACAACGGGUUACCUUCGAAUCCAGUUUCUUCAAGAUCAAAGGUUUUCUGCUAUCCAAGCUUCCGAGCCAAAUAAACCAAUCACCUUUGAUGAACAGUACCAUGUUCCAAAACCCAUCUUCGGUUUCCGGUUUUCACCUUCGUCUACCUCAAAUUGACUUACCAAAAUUUGACGGUGAUUUUUCUAAAUGGCUAUCUUUUCGAGAUACGUUUUCAUCGAUGGUGCACCUGAACCCUGAGAUUCCAACGGUAGCUAAGUUGCAAUAUUUGCUUCAAUCCUUGCAAGGAGAUGCAAGAAAACCAUUCGAGACAGUAGACGUUUUGGCGGAUAAUUACGAAUCGACAUGGGAUGCAAUAAUAAAACGUUUCGACAAUCGUAGAUUUUUGAAACGGCAGUUAUUUCGAGCAAUAUACGACCUUCAGCCAAUCAAGAAGGAGUGUCCCCAAGAACUUAACAGUUUAGCUGGAAAUUUCGAACGACAUGUAAAGGCUUUGGCGAAACUGGGUGAGCCUGUUGAGUUUUGGGAUACUCCCUUAGUUAAUCUCUUUUCCUAUAAGUUGGAUCCGGUUACCUUACGAGCGUGGGAGGAAAAGACAAGCGAGCAAGAAGAAGUUAAGUUCGAUGAGAUGAUGGCAUUCAUUUACCAACGAGUCAGAGUUUUGAAUUCUGUGUUACCAGAGAACCAGCAAGGGAUCAAGGUGGCCGGUAAUAAACCCUUUAGAAGAUUGGCGGUAGCAGUCGCAGCGAAACCUGGAUCAAUUCUUGACACCAACAAUCCCUUUCCAUUGUGUGUUGUAUGCCCGGAAAGACAUUACCUCUACAAGUGUCCAACUUUCGAAAGAAUGUCCGUUCGUCAACGUCGAGAACUUAUUUCUCAGAAGCGUCUAUGUUGGAAUUGCUUCCGUUCCGGACACAUGGUUCGUAACUGUGCAUCGAAAUUUACGUGUCGACAUUGUCGAGAGCACCACCACAGUAUGCUGCAUGAAGAUCUAUCUCAACCAAACAGAUUACCCCCGCAACCUAUCCCUGAAGAAUCCAUUCCUUCAACGUCAACCCCUUCAACAUCCACCCCUUCAACAUCCACCCCUUCAACGUCCAACCCCCAAGUUAGUUUAUCCGUUCAGUCCACGAAUAGUACAGUGUUGUUGGAAACAGUUUCUCUCGUCGUAAUAGAUGGAUUUGGUCGAAAAGUUCCUGCUCGAGCUCUCUUAGAUUCGGCAUCGAUGUGCAACUUCAUGACUAAGAGACUGGCCAACACACUAAAUUUACGCCGAAGGAAAGUAGAUGUUGCAGUUUCGGGAAUUGGUGAUUCUAUGAAGCAAAUUAAGUGCAAAUUAACUGCAACUAUCCGCUCCAAUACUAGUCCGUUUGAAUCCCCAUUAGAAUUUCUCAUAUUAAAGAAACCUACUGUCAGUCUACCAACGGCACCAGUUGACAUUGCCAAGUGGGAACUACCUGAUGUUAUUCUUGCGGAUCCACUUUUCCAUAUACCCAAUGAUGUUGAUCUUAUCGUCGGUGGAGAAAUGUUUUACGAAAUUCACACCGGCCGCAAAAUUCAAUUGAGUGAUAAUCCACUCUUUGUCAUCGAAACUGCGUUUGGGUGGACUGUUUCUGGGAAGGCCCCUGUUCAAAGCGAAGUUACGCCUCAUGUAUGCCAUCUAACCACUGUUGAUCGCAACUUGGAACGAGCAUUGCAGAAGUUUUGGGAACUGGAGUCCGUUCCUGAGUGUUCUAAGUUAACGCCUGAAGAAGAACAGUGUGAGAAAAAGUAUUGCGCAACCACCACCCGCGACUCGUCUGGUCGUUAUACAGUUCGCUUGCCACUCACCCGCGAUCCACUCGUUUGUCUUGGGGAAUCUCGGUCUAUUGCUGAACGUCGUUUUUUAAACCUGGAAAAGAGACUUGAUCGUGAUCCUGGCACCAGAGAAGCCUAUUAUCAGUUUAUGGACGAUUACAUCCGUCUACAGCAUAUGAUCAAACUUGAGACAGUUGAUGAUUCCGUUCCCCACUGCUACUUACCUCACCACCCAGUUUUUAAAGACACAAGUACCACCACAAAGGUUCGCGUUGUCUUUGAUGCAUCGUGUAAGACAACAUCUGGAUUUUCAAUCAACGAUCUUCAGCUUGUGGGACCAGUCAUACAGGAUGAUCUGCUCUCCAUUGUUUUGCGUUUCCGGAAACAUCCAAUCGCUAUGGUAGCGGAUAUAGAGAAGAUGUACAGGCAGAUCCAAUUGCACCCUGACGAUUGUCCAUACCAAAGGAUUCUUUGGCGUCAGCAUGCCGAAGACCAAAUAGCAACAUACGAGCUUCAAACCGUUACGUAUGGACUAGCCUCAGCACCCUUUCUAGCGACUCGCACACUCAAACAAGCCGCCAUCGAUGAGGAGGCCAGAUAUCCCAUAGCAGCUGUUGUUUUUCGUGAGGAUUUUUAUAUGGAUGACUGCCUUACAGGUAGUCAGUCAAUCACAGAAGCAGUUCGUCUACGGGAGGAAGCAACUGCCCUAAGUGUAGCUGCGGGAUUUCCACUUAAAAAGUGGGCAUCAAAUGUACCGGAAGCCCUCGCAGGAGUUUCUGAAGAGGAUCUAGCUAUCAAUCCUAUCCACGAUCUUCAGGACAACCAAACUGUUUCUACAUUGGGCCUAGUAUGGGAAACAGUUACGGAUUUGCUUCGUUUUCGUGUUCAACUGCCUUCUCCGGAUCCUGUUCUGACAAAAAGGAAGAUUAUGUCCUACAUUGCUCAGAUUUUUGAUCCACUGGGACUGGUAGGACCCAUUAUCACCGUUGCCAAGCUCAUCAUGCAGAGUUUAUGGGCCUUAAAAACCGAGGGCGAUAAUGCGUAUGAGUGGGACCGACCGCUUCCGGAGUCCUUACAGGCUACAUGGAGACAGUUCCAUAGCACACUAUCCAUUAUCAGCAAGAUUCGAGUUCCGCGUUUUGUUUCACUUCCGAAGGCCAAUUCACUCCAGCUGCAUUUCUUUUCGGACGCCUCGGAAAAGGCCUAUGGAAGUUGCUGUUAUUUAAGAACAGAAUCAGCCGACUCUGUGCGUGUGCGCCUGUUGACGUCGAAGUCAAAGGUGGCACCACUAUCCAGUCAUCACACUAUCGCUCGCCUAGAAUUGUGUGGAGCAGUUCUUUCAACCAGCCUGUACGAGAAAGUUUCGCGUGCUCUCAAGAUCUCUGCCGAAGUAUAUUUCUGGACCGACUCGAUAACUGUGCUCCAGUGGCUCAAGUCGUCGCCAGCACGAUGGAAAACUUUCGUAGCUAACCGAGUGUCUACUAUACAGUCUCGAACCUCCUCAUGUUCAUGGAAUUAUGUUCCGGGAGAAUGUAAUCCCGCCGAUGUCAUCUCACGUGGCAUCAACCCCCUUGAAAUUAUCGACCAUUCACUUUGGUGGAAUGGACCACUCUGGUUACCACUUUCUUCGUCCCUGUGGCCUCGAAUUGAAACCUUUACAAACGAUCACUCGGAGGUUCUUGAGGAGAAGACGACACUUGCUGUCCUAUCUUCCUUUGCUCAAAAUGAUAAGUUCUCUGAAGAACUAUUUGCAAGAUAUUCUAGCUACACACAGCUUCGUCGUCUCUUGGGAUAUUGGAUGAGAUAUUUUCGAAUUCUAAAGGCGAAGGCACGAAAUGAAAAACUCGUGCCAUUUGAAACGCUUUCUGUCAUGGAUCACCAAGAAGCUGAAAGAGCCUUGUGUCGUCUAGCCCAACGACAAAUAUUCAGCCAAGAGCUCGCCAGUUUCAAGCAACGGAAGGGGUUCCCAACGUCUUCGCGCCUGAAAUGGCUGAACCCCACGCUAGGUUCAGAUGGAAUCAUCCGUGUUGGUGGGAGACUUAGUAAUGCUGAAAUUCCUGCACAAUCCAGACACCCCAUAGUUCUGCUGGCCACCCACCCACUAGCAACGCUACUGGCAAAAUAUUAUCACCGCACAUUACUACACGCUGGACCGCAGCUUUUGCUCGCCACGAUCCGUCAAAAAUUUUGGAUUGUUGGUGGACGCAACUUGGUUCGCCGUGUUUACCAUCAAUGCCAGACGUGUUUCCGCAACAAACCAACUCUUGUACAGCAGAGUAUGGCGGACUUGCCUGCUUCCCGGGUUGUGCAAGAUCGCCCAUUCGCUAUUUGUGGUGUCGACUAUUGUGGUCCUCUGUACCUGAAGUCUCCUAUUCGAAAUCGCGCCCCAACGAAGGCAUACCUGGCCAUAUUUGUUUGCUUUAUAACUCGGGCGGUUCAUCUUGAGUUGGUCUCUGACUUAUCCACGUCUGCGUUUGUUGCCGCCCUACGUCGUUUCGUUGCUCGACGCAGCAAGCCGAGAGAGAUCCAUAGUGACAACGGAACCCAAUUCAAAGGAACUUCAAAUGAACUGCGUCGUGUGUACGAGAUGCUCAAAACCAGUACUGCCGACCGAAAAAAAAUAUUCCAGUGGUGUUCUGAAUCCGAAAUCCAAUGGAAAUUUAUUCCACCACGGUCACCUCACUUUGGUGGACUUUGGGAGGCAGCCGUAAAGUCAGCAAAGCAUCACCUACUUCGAGAAAUCGGACACACCAACGUAUAUUAUGAAGACAUGCUGACGCUACUAGCUGAAAUAGAGAUGUGUUUAAAUUCGCGACCUCUCGUUGAAAUCCCUGUAGAAGUCAAGGAUCUAGAGGCUCUCACCCCUGGUCAUUUCCUGGUUGGGGAAAACAUGCAAGCUGUAGCCUGCAAGCCUCUUACCGACGUCCCCGACAACCUGUUGUCUCACUGGGAUCUCACUCAAAAGAGAUUUCAGCGUAUUUGGUCUCGCUGGCAGCGAGAGUAUCUCCAACAGUUGCAGGCUAGAGCUGUUAAACCCAAACAAAAGGUUGAGAUACAACCCGGCCGUUUAGUCAUCGUCAAGGAAGACCAACUCCCACCAAUUCAAUGGCCGCUCGGUCGUAUUACUGAAGUUGUUCCUGGAAGCGAUGGUGUUGUACGUGUUGUCAAAAUUAGGAUGGCAAAGAAUGCUGAGAUCACAAGAGCCGUGUCCAGGAUCGCUCUUAUUCCACACCCCAGUGAACUUUCAAAUCCACCGAGUUUGGAAGUUGAAAACUAA
Uranotaenia lowii is the source of this 5295-nucleotide messenger RNA. RefSeq lists its product as uncharacterized. Gene Ontology annotation, biological process: DNA integration. NCBI's taxonomy places the organism in Eukaryota, Metazoa, Arthropoda, Insecta, Diptera, Culicidae. Bases 1 to 5295 code for a protein of 1764 amino acids. Gene Ontology annotation, molecular function: zinc ion binding; nucleic acid binding. The transcript has a single exon. The record is from RefSeq and is a predicted model, not a curated record.